UAAUUAGCUUUAGUGGGGACUGUAGAAAUUCUCACAUGGAAUUAGCUAAAGAAUUUAUUGACCCCUGCAAUUCUUUUGUUAUCAACGAUAAUAAGGAUAUACGUCAAUUACAUACAAUCCAUGCGAAGGUUUUCAUUGUCUUCAUUGAUUUUAACGAACGCAACAUUAUACUGGAAGGGGAUAUGGAACCUGUGAAAAUUAGAAAGGAGACAGUAGAAUAUAUAAUGAAAACUGGAGGAACCCCUGUGGUGAUAUACUGUAAACAUAUGGGCUCCAGGACACUUGAGGACCGAUGUCUGUACUCCAGAAAAUUGACCUCGAUACAAUACCAUUCUACAUUAAAGAAAUUGGCAUUACAAGAUUGUGUUCUUAGCAUUGAUCAACAAUUUUCUGAAUAUCAAAUAUCACAUUUGAAAAACAUUUGUAAUAAUCCUUAACCGAUUUGUUCAAGUGAGCAAUUCAGAUCUCAUGUAGUCCAAUGUCUAUAUUCAUCCAUCCAUAUCGCAUCAUCUCGUCUUUAAACAUUUCACACUUUCCCUUAUUCUGCAGAACCCCUGAGCUUUAUUCAAUUAAACGUCGCAAAGCUUUCUUGGGUAAAGGAAAUUCAAGUUUGUU
Messenger RNA from Saccostrea cuccullata (small rock oyster), 615 nucleotides. RefSeq lists its product as uncharacterized. The record is from RefSeq and is a predicted model, not a curated record. Bases 36 to 437 code for a protein of 133 amino acids. The transcript has 3 exons. Lineage: Eukaryota; Metazoa; Mollusca; Bivalvia; Ostreida; Ostreidae.